AUGGAACGAAAGAAAUGCAAGUCCUCCUACUAUGAUUGCAAGAUUAAAAACCUGAAACAUGUUAAGCCUAGGAACUGGUGGAGUGCAGUUAAAAAAAUAAGUGGAAUGGAUACAAUCACCAAAUCUGAUCUUCGCUCCAAUUUACAAAUUGAUGACCUCGAUAACUUAAGUGAUAUCGAG
Paramuricea clavata is the source of this 180-nucleotide messenger RNA. The record is from the annotation of a GenBank genome assembly. Lineage: Eukaryota; Metazoa; Cnidaria; Anthozoa; Malacalcyonacea; Plexauridae.